AGAAAGGGGAAGAAAAGAAAGAGAGAAGGGUGAAAUAUGAUACAAUUUUUUUAAUAUUAUGUCAAAAUCUAUCACAUAAUUGGAUUUUUGUCAUAAAAAUAUAUACAUUUUUGCUUGCACCUUUUUAUAAAUUUUGCCCGAUACGCCACAUCUCGCCCCCUCAAAAUUGUUAGCUCAUUACGCCACUGUAAAUAGCCAUUACUUGUCCAUUGUGCAUGUGGAAUUCUGAGAGCAUUCAUUUUAAAUCCAUUCCGAACGUUUACUCUUGUCCAAAACUUUCAAAGAGUAUUCGAAGAGGAAUCAAUCAUUGAAAUUAUCAUGAUUAUUCAUGAUACAUUAUACGUCAAUUAAUAUAAAUCCAUCUAAACACACACAUUCGAGACAGGAUUUGGCUUAUUCCGCUUAUCUCUCCACUCGUCUUUUUACCACUAUCCUUCCAUCUCUUUCGAAUCGUUCUUCUAUAUAUUAUUUUUUAUUUUCCUUCUUGUAUUUAACUUGACUUGAACUAUUUUCUCAUGAUCAACUUCCUUCCAAUGGAUAUUAUUCAUGUUCGUGUAUGUAAAUACGUUUGUACGGAAGGUUCAAUUUGCUCACACAUCAAAAGCCAGCGGGUCAAAGUAUUUUUACACCAGGAUGUGCAACGAAGGGCACCUAAGUGCCGCGCGAUCAGUAUUCACGAAAAAACAUUCGAUUUCGUUAUCAUGAACAUUAACCUUGCUGAAAUCAUGGUCCCUUGACAAACUAUAUGGCCAUUACUGAGUCCAGAAGUCGACGGGUUAAGUCGUUCGUCUAUAACUUAACGCUAUAUUUGCGUUGUCUGUAGGCCAACUUCAAAAAACCUAUACUACCUGUCUUUUUUCAUUUCGCAGCUGGAUAGCCAAUAUUCAUACAAUCGGCCAACUGCUCCUAACUUUCUUGAUAUCCUUGCUCAAAUUAACAAUUUAACACUCCGCUAAACAGCAUCCACGUGCUUAUAUAAGAUGUAGAUCAUCAUGGAUGAAGCUUUAAGGUGACAGCAUUUGGAUUUUACGUCAGUGCAGAGAGCAAAUGGUUACAACAAUUCGUUACAGGAAAAACAAAACCCAGAUGAUUAUUACCAGGAGUAAAUUCAUUUUGCCGAAUAUUGCAAGGAUGGCGUGUUACUUGGAAAUUGUGAUUAUCUUGCUGCUAAUGAGCAUCCGUGCGGAAGGAAAUGGGAAAACUUGCAAUGUGGCUGAAAUUUGGGGAAGAAAAUGUUCUAUUGGAAAUGAUAUCAAAAUCAAUCGUUCUUCUUCAGGAAGUCACGCAUGCCAAGUGUGUGAGUUUUCAAGCAAAGGUACUUGGCCAAGACGACCACUUUCUGUUGGCAUGACGGGGUUCGAAAAAGCAAGGAAGGAUACGACGGUUAGGUUUUUGAGCAAGAAGGGUCAACCUUGUGGUAGACAAGAUGAAGAAAUGGAGCAUCGUGGAGGACACCAACUAGUGUUGGAUAGGCAAGGUCAAGAUAGUAAUGUCAACAAGGCGAACACUUACACCCAUCAUGGUGCGGAUUUGCCGCUCUUGUCGAGUAUAAGGACAGCAUCUGGACACUACAUACUUAAAAACCCUUCAACAUCUGCAGGAUUCUCUCAUGGUCCUAUCCAACGCUCCUUUCUGGGACGCAUCCCAUAUUGCAAUGUGGCGCAUCUGCGUUCUUCGUCGGGGGCUUGUUCAGGCAUGAUGAUCUCACCACGUCACAUCUUGACAGCAGCCCACUGCGUUCACGAUGGGUUUCGCUUUCACACUCGGUUGAAGAAAAUGCGCGUCAGUGUUCCGAGUGGCACCAGCUUUGAAAGUCGACGCGUUUCAAACGCGAAUGUACCACGUCGUUGGCUGACGAAUAAGGGUAGACAGGACGCUGCGGCAGCACGACGCUCCGAUUCCGAACGCGCGGUUUACGAUUUUGCUGUUGUUGAGUUGCAUCAUGAUAUCAAAAGCAUGGCAGGCUGUCCGAGAAAUGGAACAGGUUCUAUGAUAACCAAUUCCGCCGGUGGAUACAAAGAGCCAUUCAGAGUAGUGACGACAGGGUCGAGAAGAAAAAUCGGAUUCGUAAGUUUUCCCGCCAUCGGGGAACUGAUGUGGCAAACAGUCUGCUCAACUUUGGACCAAUCUCGGACGUCCGUUCGAAGCGGACUGCUCGCUACAGACUGUCCAUCCUUAAAAGGAAGCUCGGGAGCUGUGGUCUUCGCGCAGCCUGAAGCUAUGUCCACAUCAGAAGAUCCUAUGUCAUCGUCGUUGCAGGAUCUCAUUGGAUUAGUCUCACAUAAGGUUGAUCUGUGGAAGAAUCGUUCGUACACGGUGAUAACAAUAUUAACUCGGAGUAAGAAACGACUCGUCUGCGCCAUGACUGAUUCCAGCGUCAACAUUUUCUGUUCAAAUGCUUUGCCAAAUAAGCAUCGAUUUAUAUCCUAUUUUCCAAAGAGGACUUCUUGGAAACACGUCAUGAUUGAUCUUCAAAAUACUACUAAUCUCAUAAAUCUCCAGAGACAACCUGAAAUUUAACUAUAAUUACGUUUGUAUUAAGAUCCAAGAGCUUAAGGGUAUCUAAAACUGGAGUCAAUUUGAUUUCUGAAGCCUGGUAGCAUUUCGGGUUUUACUACAGGCAGUCUUCCAUCCAUUCCAGUAAGGAUCCAUGGUUAUCGUAUGUCAACAAGGUUUUACCUAUAAAUUAAUUGUUUUGGAAUAUCAAACAAGGUUGAAAAUAUUAAUCUAAUCAAAAUGCUGAAUUUAUGCCUACGAAUUCAACUUCCGUUAUUUUGCUGUAAGAUUGCACAAUUCGUCACUCGUCUAUGACGUUUCCGUAGUUUUAUGGAUGCCACUUAAAUGUGCAUUUGAAUUUUUAAAAAAAUCUGAAAAUCAUCAGAACAUGUAGAAUGGCCACUUUCCUAAAUGAAAAAGGUGUUGUCUAUGGCCAAAAAUAUGCUGAAAAAAAUAUGAUAUCAGACUUUAGUCUGAAAAUGGCAUCCCUGUAGUCUUGACUCUGAGCUGAUCAAAAAAUUAUUGACCGAAAUUGCGGGAAUUCGUUGUCUUUUAGAAAUCAGUAGGUAUUUAAAUGGAUAAAUGUUUAAUAUUUUACACAAAUAUUGAACAUUCGUAUCAGAUGAUACCAGCAGAUAUUAAAAGAUAUCAAAUAUUUUGCACAAAACUUGAAAAAAUUAAUGACUCCAUUAUUCCCCGAAGGAUUUUCACAAAACCUUCAACAAUGUAUCCAUGGGCGGAAAUCUGUCCCCAAAGGUAGGGGGGACCAGGGGCUGGAAAAUUUGACAGGCAAAAAAAAGAGGUUAGCACCAAAAAUGUAAGGUCAUUUUAACCCCAAAAAGAUGACAAGCAAAUAAAAAGGAAAAAAAAAAAUCACCAAAAAUGUAAGGUCAUUUAGCCGAAAAUACAUGUAUUAUUUCGAUUGUGAAUGUAUUUUUCUCCAUCAUAACAGACCAAAAAUAGUAGGGGGACAUUUGAUAUUGUGUCCCCCCUACUAUUUUUGGUAGGCGGGACACGUCCCCCCUGGGAUUUCCACCCAUGAAUGUAUCUCAAUUAUUGUUCUUUCAUUAAAAUGGAUUUUAUGUCAGGGUGAACUUCCCCUUUAAGGCCAGUGCACAUCUUAAUGUUGUAUGUCCCGAUUCCAGAAGAAAUGGAAUAAUAUUCAGAGAAUGAUCUUACUUAAGAUUCAGAUAAUUAUUAUAAUACUCAUUUCAAAAUUUCUAGUUGCAAGCAUUCCAGUAAUGUUCCAGUAAUGGACAACUGUGAUAAACUUUGUACGAUUGAUUUGACGUCAAUACGAUUCUGCAUUCAAUUCGCGUUAUACCUAUACAAAUGAUUUAACCAUUGAAAUUCAUUCAAGUAAGGAUUCAUAUGAAGAUUAACAACUUUUACUAAUUUUUUCCACGAUUUUAAUCUUCACACGAUUGUUUUUAUAUUCAAUUUCCAAUUCGGGUCGUAUACAAAAACACAAGGUAAAUUGAUAUAUCAAUUCAGUCUUAUAGUUGGUCCAAUCAUCACUUGGUCUAAUAAUAACUUUGUCUAUUGUCAUGUAAUCUCAUGCUCUGAUUUCCACCUCAUGAACUUCAUUGUUACGUACAUUUUAAAUUGAUAACUUGUUUCAUGUGCAGUUCAUCUAAUCAUAAAAGGCUAAGUGGUAUUAGACCAAGUGGAUAUUAGACAAGACAGGUAUAUCUAUAAACUGGAAAUUAGACAGAUUGGCAAAUGAGCUAAAAGGCACUUAGACCGAAUGGCUAGUAGACAAACUGGUAAUAGACCAACUGGGAUAAGACCAAGUGGGAUCCAGAGACCAAACACAAAGUAGAGUGCUUAUAGACCAUGUGGCAAUUAACAGCCUACACCCAUCUGAGCAUUUCAAUGACACAUUUUGCAAAUAAUAUGAAUAAUUGUGCUUUCACAUGACAUCUAUGAAAUCACACUUA
Messenger RNA from Lytechinus pictus (painted urchin), 4436 nucleotides. RefSeq lists its product as uncharacterized. The record is from RefSeq and is a predicted model, not a curated record. The transcript has a single exon. The coding region runs from base 1048 to 2520 and encodes 490 amino acids. Lineage: Eukaryota; Metazoa; Echinodermata; Echinoidea; Temnopleuroida; Toxopneustidae. Gene Ontology annotation, molecular function: serine-type endopeptidase activity. Gene Ontology annotation, biological process: proteolysis.